AUGAUGUCUGCAAGCCUGCUCUUGGUGUUUCUUCUUUACCACCUGAUGGUACACGUUUCAUGUUCGACAGCUCCGCCCCUCGGGUCGACAAUUGCCGUAGCUACGCAGUUCGACAAACGUCAAUCGCCGAAUCAGUUCAGCCUGUCUUCAAGGCCACUUCCUCCGCCGCAUUUCAAGAUGCUCGUCAAUAUCCUUGAUCGCAAAGUAGCCUCUUUAGGGUACGCUGCGAGCAAGGCCGAGCCUCACUGGCAGAGUCGGAAUGCGCUUCCCUCGCUAGCCGGGACUGUCCGUGCUCAAUUGACAAACUUCCCUAAAAGACGCCAGUUUAUGGGUCUCGCAAACGACGGGCAAGGCACCAAGGUUUACGCCGUGCCCCUUUUCCACCAAGACUUCGACAGACACCGACCGAUCAUCGGCGAUUUCGCUGGUACAGGUGCUAGUAAAGGGUCUCAGCGAGUCUUGAUCGUAGGUCUUCGUAAGCCAGCACCGCUGGACUUGACUUUGUAUCGAGGACCAGCGAAUCUGCAACCAGCCACAGUUGAAAUGUAUGGACUGGCGCAAUUUGACCAUGCUGCGACUUUCCAUUCCAGGCUCGAGCGUCCCUGGCUCAACCGCGACAUUGCUGAAUCUUUGGAGGACGUGUUGCGACGUUAA
This is a messenger RNA of Pseudozyma hubeiensis SY62, 654 nucleotides long. Its product is annotated as ATP-dependent DNA helicase RecQ. The record is from RefSeq and is a predicted model, not a curated record. The transcript has a single exon. NCBI's taxonomy places the organism in Eukaryota, Fungi, Basidiomycota, Ustilaginomycetes, Ustilaginales, Ustilaginaceae. Bases 1 to 654 code for a protein of 217 amino acids.